This is a messenger RNA of Psylliodes chrysocephalus, 1098 nucleotides long. The record is from the annotation of a GenBank genome assembly. Lineage: Eukaryota; Metazoa; Arthropoda; Insecta; Coleoptera; Chrysomelidae.
GACAGGUCGUUGGAAUGCCUAAUACUACUAUACGUAUUCAUACAGAUAUUUGUAAGAGCUUUAAAGUUUUUUUUUUAUAUAUAGCCAAAAAACAUCUGUACGUAAUUAGUAAACGUAUUUAUCUACUGUAGCAGGCCAAAUCCUAAAAAAGAUGACAUGACAUUGACAAUUGUGACGUUUAUAAAUGUUUUUCUAGGUUAGGUUAAAAAAGAUACGUUAAAUAAUUUAAAAAUGUCUGUAAAAAUUGAUCCUAGAGAUGUUUUAUCUUACCUAAAUGAACUUGGUUAUACAAAUAUAAGUGCUCAACAGUUAAAGGAAUUCAUAAUAGAUCUCAAAAAAAUCAUUAAAUACGAGCACAGGCGUCGAAAACAUCUAGCACAAAAUGAAUAUAACAUAUUUUUCCCGACCCAAAGCGCAGAUAAUUAUUCAGAAGAUUAUACAGAUAGACAAAAAUCGCCUGUUAGGGUACAAAAACCUGAUAUUUUUGAAACCCUUCACAACCUACCGACUGAAGCUUUUAAAGCAAAAAUUGUUAAUAAGAAAGAUAAACAACCUAUUGCCAUACACAUAAAACAAACAAAAAAGAAAUCGCCAAUACAUGAGCAUUGUAUACACAUUGACAAGUUGGACAUACAACCAAUUCUAUCUAGCAAAACUAGUGAGGAUGACAAAAAUCUUACAGAUAGCAAUACAAAAAAGACUGAAUCAAAUUUGGGAGCUGAGAAGAAAGAUGAAAAUAAAACUGAUGGAUCUAAAAAUGAUUUAGAAAUAGGAUCAAGUAGGACAAGCGGUUUAAGGCCUAAUUCGAAACAAAGUCAGAGCUCCUCUGGGAAAAGUACAAAAAUGAAGAAACCUCAAACUCAAGUUCUACGACCAUCCACGUCCACAAAAUCCAUAAACAAAUGUGAUCCAGUGGCCCUUUAUCAUCAAUACCAGAAACAAUGGAAAACUAUCAAAUUUCCAGGCCAAGAAAGCCAUUUGGAUUUGAGGUGGGCCAUCAGAGAGAAGCUUAUGGACGGGCCAAUCGUGGAAGUUAAAAAGAAAGCAAGCGCUAAAAAAAUAGCGUUUGCUUGAGUGCCGGUAAUUUUAAGAAUAAAG